Bombus pascuorum is the source of this 3010-nucleotide messenger RNA. It is a transcript of the gene Ttc7, whose product is annotated as tetratricopeptide repeat protein 7B. NCBI's taxonomy places the organism in Eukaryota, Metazoa, Arthropoda, Insecta, Hymenoptera, Apidae. Gene Ontology annotation, cellular component: plasma membrane. Gene Ontology annotation, biological process: protein localization to plasma membrane; phosphatidylinositol phosphate biosynthetic process. The record is from RefSeq and is a predicted model, not a curated record. Gene Ontology annotation, molecular function: protein binding. The transcript has 13 exons.
UUCGCAGAAUCAGUGACAUAACAGACAGUUCAAAAUAGUGUGGCACGUGCUUGAAGUGGAAAUUGUCAUACGUGUAUCUUUUAUGUUGUGCCCACGCUUCUAACACUGAUGAUCGAUAUAUUACAUUACGUCUUGUUGAAUAUUACGAAAGAAUUUAACAGCGUAUUUCAUUCUUUUUCCUACGUGAAUUAGAAUGACUAGUAAAAAAGGACACACCCUCCGAAUUGAAUCAGAAAUCGAUAAAAACCGUGAGGACGGAAAUUGGAAAAAGGUUAUAGAAUUGGCGGAACACCUGAAAGUACAGUACCCUAGUAAUGAAUGUUUAGCAAAUUUUUUAUGUGGGGAAGGAAGAUUAGAAAGCUUUUUAGAACAAACUCCACCUAUAGAUGCCAACAUUGGAAAAGCUAGAAAUGGACUACAAGAAACUAGAAAAUACUUGAUCCUUGCGGCAAAUGAAAAAGAUAAACAAGCUUUGGUUGUAUUGGAUGCACAUUUACUACUUGGUAAAUUGCAUUAUGCAAUGGGAAUGUAUGAAGAAGCUCUUAAACAUUAUCAACAAGCUGAAUUACAUACACUUACAGAAAAACCAUUACCUUGUAGAAGCCUACGUAUUAUUGCAGAAUCAUAUGCAAUUAAAGGUCUUUGUUUGGAAAAGUUACCACCAAAUUCUAAAUCAAAAUAUAAAAUAGCAGAAUGGCAAGAACAAAUCAUCAAAUGUUACGAAAUUACUGGGGACCUGACAUUGGUGUAUUUACAAGAACAAGAAAAACUUGCAAUGCAACAUCAAAAUGGCACGUCUACCGUAAAUAGUAACAAUGCAGGUACAUAUUCCUCUCAGUCUUCGUAUUGUUCUACAAAACAUAUUGGGCCAAUUUUGGAAACUGCACUACAAAGGGCACCCAUAUUGUACAUUCAAACUGGUAAUAUUCAAGGUGCAAUAAACCGUUACAGGGAAAUUUUAUCUGCUGUGGAGUCUACAACUACUCAAAGUCUUAGAGUUACUUUAACAAGACAAUUGGCAGAAGUAUUAGUUCGAGGAAUUAGCGGUGCGGAAUAUAAAGCUCCAGAAGCACCAAGUGAUUCAACAGGUAAUAUUAUUAAUAAAACGAUUGUUAUUAUGAUAAAAUUUGAGAUAAAAAUAAAAUAUUAAAUCAUUAUUGUACUUUUCUCAGAUUCACCUUGGAAGCCAAAGAAAUAUUUAGGUCCUAAUAUGUUUGUGCCAAGAAAUGAGUAUGAAGAAACAAUUCUGUUAUUAUUAAUAAGCGAAGCUAUGGCAGUUAGAGAUGCUGUCCUUAGUCAAUCUCCAGAAUUUAAAGAUGCAAGAAUACAUGCUUUUGAAAACGCCACUGCAGUAUAUGAUCUCCUCACAGUAGUCGUUGUGAGAUGGAGUCAAGUAGAUUUGCUAUAUGAGUCAUUUGAAAGAGCAAUGAAAUUUUCUCAUGAGGAAGCCCAUGUAUGGACUCAGUGUGCAUUAUGUUUAAUUAGUAUGGGGAGAUAUAUGCAUGCAUAUAGAGUUUUGAAAAUAGUAGCAAGAUUAUCACCACAAAAGGUAAUGCCUUGUCUUUUAGCUGCAAGGUUGUGCUAUGAACAAUUAAAUAUGAUAAAAGAAGGUAUUGAAUGGAGUCAAAAAGCACUCCAAAGAGAAACAUCAAAUUCUCAAGGAAUGCAAUCAAGAUGUCAUCUCUAUAUUGGUAUUGGUCAUAGCAUUCUUGCUACAAACACUAUAGUAAAAAUGGAUAAAACUUACCAUACCAAAACAGCUUUAGAAUGUUUUCAAAAGGCGCAACAGUGUGAUCCAAACGAUCAUUUAGCUGAAUACUAUUUAGCACACGAAUAUGCAAUUAACAGACAAAUUAACGACGCAAUGGUUCAUGUAAAAAUUGCGUUAAAUCUUCGGGCAGAACACAUUCCAUCCUUGCAUUUAUUGGUAUUACUGCUGUCGGCACAUAAGCAAUAUUCAGAAGCAUUGCAUCUAAUAAACAGUGUGUUAGAAGAAUAUCCAGAUAAUUUAAAUUUUCUUUAUAUAAAAGCACAUCUCGAAUUACAAAGUAUCGGUGGUGAACAAGCAUUGUUCACCAUAAGACAUAUGCUUUUACUUUGGAAAAAUUUGUAUGAAGAUCAAACUAAUGCUAAUUGUAAUGAACAGCACAGUGAGAAACGCAGUGAAACAAGAAGUGUUUUUCAAUUGUAUGCUUCUGAAAUGUCUGAUAAAGACUCUAGUUCUGUACAUGCACAAUCAUUAGCUGCUUCAAGAGUAGAACAAGCCUUAUCUGAAGUUGCAUCAUCACUUAGCUCUUUUACCCCAAAGCCUGGACCACAAAGAGCAUGGCUAUUACAAUUACAAGUUUGGUUAUUACUUACCGAAGUAUACCUAGUUUUAGAUCAGCCAAAUGGUGCUGUUCUUUCCUUACAAGAAGCCACGAAUAUUUUUCCACUAAGUCACCAUAUUAUGUAUACACGGGGUCUUCUUCAUGAAUAUAAAUUGGAAUAUAUGGAAGCAAAGCAAUGUUAUCAGAAUGCAGUUUCAAUUAAUCCAUCACAUAUCAAAAGUUUACAACAUUUGGGAUUAAUUUAUCACUAUUUGGGAAGUCAAAGGUUAGCUGAAAAAACUUUACGGGAUGCUGCAAAAAUUGACCCAAAUUCUCAUCAAACAUGGUAUAAUUUGGGAAAAGUGUUGGAAUCCUUAGGUGAAGUAGAAGCAGCAAGUGAUUGUAUGGCAACAGCAUUGGAAGUGGAAACCACAAAUCCAAUAUUACCAAUUCUCUCGAUUCCAGUUACAUUUGAAUGAAUUUAAAAUUUUAAUUAUUUAAAUAUAAUUAAAAACAAAUCACAAUUUAUUGUGCAACAUUGGCAUUUGUUUGCUCUUGUGGCAAUAGUACCUGCUUAUCUCUAAACUGUUGCAUUAUUGUACAAAUAAAUGAAUUCUUUAAAAAGUAUUAGAAUUAUGCAAAUAAUUUAUCAACAAUCAAUGUAAAAAUCUCUAAUAAAGAAAUAGUUAUAUGAUAAAAAA